AUGCGUCCCUUCUCCCUCCAGUAUCUUGCUAGGCUUGCCAUCUGCCACACUAUCAUCAUCGGAAUCCUUGUCUCCAUUAUCCGGGUUGCAAAAAAGCAUGUGCAAGGCAUUCCUGAAGAAUUGCUCGUCAUCAGCUUCUUCUUGCUUGUCUUCUCGGCGCUGGACCUCGGAUCAAGGAUCGUCGCCCCUAUUGAAGAAGCGGACGUGCACUUAUGGUACGAUGGGAUGGAGACCUCCCCCGUUUUCUUCGACUUCCUCGCACCUUUCGGGUGCUCCCUCAAAAAGCUCACCGUCUGGUGGGCCGAUCUCCGGAACGUCGACCCCCCUAACGAAGUCGCAUGUCGCUUCCCUCUCGUGCAUACGCUGUAG
Messenger RNA from Dichomitus squalens LYAD-421 SS1, 369 nucleotides. RefSeq lists its product as uncharacterized. The transcript has 2 exons. Bases 1 to 369 code for a protein of 122 amino acids. The record is from RefSeq and is a predicted model, not a curated record. Lineage: Eukaryota; Fungi; Basidiomycota; Agaricomycetes; Polyporales; Polyporaceae.